GUCUUUAUGGACAAGGUCCGUAGAUAAUUUUUCUCUUUGGAUAGUAUUUAGAAAAUUGUGGUCUUUGAUGUAGGUGUAUUUAUCUGUCAAAACAAUGGAACUUAAAAGAAUUUUAUGUUUCUUUUCCAGAUUAAUAACGAGUAAUUAUGUAAAAUGGAUACGUGGACAGAUCUGUGUCGUUGCUGCCUAUCCUCAAAUUGUACAGUUUCCUUACUUGACGCUGAUAAUAAUAAGCUGAAAUUUUUUGAAAUAACCACUAUAGAGGUAAAAAAUGAUGAUGGUCUACCACAUAUGCUAUGUACAGAUUGUUUUGCAAUAAUGAAUUCUGCUUAUCAAUUCAAAAAACAGUGUAUCAGAAUGGAUGCUGACUUAAAGGAACAACUCAACAUUUUAAUUAGUCAGUCUGAUGAAGCUAAACAACUUGUAGAUGAUGAUGAGGAAGAUAUAGCCAAUGAUCCGAUGAAACAAUUGGAAGCUAUCGUAAAAACCGAACCAGCAGAUAGUGAUGAUGAAUGUUAUUACGUUUUAGUGAUUGAUGACAAUGUAAAUAAUAAAGAAAUUUCCAAAGACAUCUCUAAAGACAAACCGAUCGAAGUGAAUUUAUCACAGGUGAAAGUGGAGAAUCCAGAACCUGUUGCAAAUAUAGAAAUCCCAGUGCCUACAAAAGAACCUAGCGAAGAAGUUCAUCAGAAGGAUAAUCGUCAUGAAUUUGAAAACAGAAUUGAGUCAUUUCUUGUUUCCAACUCAACAAAAGUACCAGUCAAUGUACCAGCAACAAUAUUAGAGAACGAAGAAGAAAGCCAAGAGGAUGAUAGUGAAAACUUUAAUAUGAUGGAUGUUGACACACAGGAUAGCAACUCUCAAGAACAGACUAUACAUGAAGUAGAAGAAUAUCAAGGAAAUCCUAAUGCCAUCGAACAAUAUCCUGACCAAACCAAUAGUACCAAAAAUCUGAUAAAAAUAUUAACAGCAACCACAAGCGAUGGUACAAUCCUUUUAAAAGAUGCAGAUGGUAUUGAAUAUGUGGCUGAUACACAGAUGAUUGCAAAUGUUGAUGGGAAACAGCUUGACCAAGAACAGGUAAUCUUGUAUGAGGGAGACAAUCCAUCACCAUUCGAAAUACUAAAAGUGAUAGAGUAUGCUGACGAAGGUCAAAUAGCUACUGUAGUACAAAGAGAUGAUGGUACAUUUUUAUGUGACUGUGGUGAAGAGUUUGAAGAUUUAUCAGAAUUUGAAAAACACCAAUUCAAUCAUAACCCUGCUGGAGAUCAUUUAUGCAAUUUAUGUGGAAAAGGAUUUGAAACGGCUGAGAUAUUAGCAGGUCACUCAAUCCUUCACAAUGUGACAGGUUUAUUAGUUGCAUGUCCAUUCUGUAAUCAAGUUUUCAGAAGGAAUACACUCACUCAACAUAUUAAACAUGUCCACAAUCAUAUCAAACCUCGCUGUGAUGUUUGCGCAAAGACAUUUGCCAAUCCUAAUAACCUAAAGAGACAUAUGAUGAUACACAGUGGAAUUCGUGAGUUUGAGUGUGACUUAUGUUUUAAAAGGUUCCAUCAGAAAAUUACCAUGCAGACUCACAGAUUAACACAUGUAAAUCCAUAUUCAUGUAAUCAAUGUGAUGAGGUUUUUGAAGAUAAAGAGACAUUAGCAUCUCAUAAAGAAAGCGGAAAUUGUAGCAAGUCAAAAGUCCUUAAAGUUAAAAAGGAACUGAUGAAGACUGUCAAACAGGAAAUCAUCACCACUGUUGGAAAACUUCUUGGAUAUGCAUGCUCACUUUGCAAAAAAAUGUUUUCCUUAGAAUCUGCAUUGGAGCAACAUGUGGAACAAAAUCAUAUGCUAGACCCUGCUGAGUUAAUAUGUCCUGAAUGCGGAGAAGUAUUACCUUCGAAGAAAGCUAUGCAAUCCCACAUAGCUACUCAUAAGAGUGUAAGAUCGAAGCAAAUUAAGAGGUUUGAAUGUGGCAUGUGUGGCAAAAGGUGUUCUAGUCAAGCUAUGUUAAUAAUGCACGAAAGAGUGCAUACUAAUGAGCGACCGUUCCCAUGUCAGUUAUGCCAUCUUCGAUUCAAGACCAAGACACACUUGCGUACACAUCAGCUCACUCAUACAAGGGAAAAGAAGUUUGGGUGUAGUGUUUGUAUGAAAUUCUUUGCCUUGAAAGGCAAUUUAGUGGUACAUUUGAGAACCCACACUGGAGAAAGACCGUAUGUCUGCUCAAUUUGUGAAGAAGCUUUCAUUGAUUCGAAGUAUUUGAAAAAGCACAAACUAAAGAAACAUUCCAUUGAAAAUGUUCCUUGGAAUAAAUAUACAGAGUAAGUAGGGUGGGGUCCUCAUAGCAUGUUUAUAAUGUCCAUUAAUUUUUUUUUAGAAUAGAAUAUUUUAGUUUUGUUUGUUUGUAUUUAGAAGUGGAUGAUUAUGGUACUUUUAUUGGUUUUAUUGCCUUUUGAUGGUAAUCUGAUCAAAAACUGAUUUUGCAGAAAACCCCCUUACAAUUUUUUCAUUUUUGUAAAUAUGUAUGUAAAAAUGAUUUAAGCAUAAUAACAUCAAAACUAAGAAAUGGUAGUGCAAACAUAAAUUGAUUUGUAAAUAUUUUUUCAAAAGUAAACCAUGUUCAGGAAGUUUCAUGUUAAAUGUAGCUUUUCAGUACCUGAACAAUAUAUACUCUUAUGUUUAACAUAAUAUGACUUAUCCAUUAGCAUACUCCACAGCUUAUUUUAAUAUUUUCCGGCUUACAUACAGCCAGUAUGUAAAAACAUUAAAAGUAUGUAUUAGCAAAGUUCUUACAAUUGUUUUAUUGAAUUGUUUUUUAGUAAAC
Molecule: messenger RNA, 2812 nt
Organism: Chilo suppressalis (striped riceborer)
Lineage: Eukaryota; Metazoa; Arthropoda; Insecta; Lepidoptera; Crambidae
Source: the annotation of a GenBank genome assembly